Messenger RNA from Branchiostoma floridae (Florida lancelet), 1843 nucleotides. RefSeq names its product regulator of microtubule dynamics protein 1-like. The transcript has a single exon. The record is from RefSeq and is a predicted model, not a curated record. Bases 471 to 1409 code for a protein of 312 amino acids. Lineage: Eukaryota; Metazoa; Chordata; Leptocardii; Amphioxiformes; Branchiostomatidae. Gene Ontology annotation, molecular function: microtubule binding. Gene Ontology annotation, cellular component: mitotic spindle pole; cytoplasm; spindle microtubule.
ACUAGUGGUAGGAGAUCUACAGGUCAGAUAGGUCAUAUGGAGGUCACUUGAAUCUUUAAUGUUGCACUUGAGUAGCUAUGCUCACAAUAUUAUUGUUCUUCGCUGAAAUCUGGGCCUAGGAAGUUACUACAGGCGUCAAACCAGGGAGUUACGUCUGGAGACUUUGGACAGGGCAAAAAGAGAAGUAACCAUACCUGCGCCGCUCCGAGGAAGAGCGAAACUGAGUUGCAAAUUAUAAAGGUGGGAGGGGGGCAUACUCUGUUUGCCCCAAACAGCAAAAUUACACUAGCAAGGAGGACGAAGAACAUGAGUUGAAAUCAACGUUUGUUAACCAGUGAAUUUGUCUUCGAUGACCAGUUGAUUUGAACAGUAGGCUUACUACUCGAAACGAUUUGCCGGAAAUUAUACAGUACAGUAGUGAAGAAGAGACACCUGUUGACCUGAAGAGUGAAUAGCAGUGGAAGAAGACGAUGUCGGCCUUCUGUCAUUCCGUCUUACGACUCUCUAACUUCAUAACCCGAUCUAGAAUAGCAGUAAAAAGGCUCAAGUUUGUCUCGAGGCCCUUGCUACCGGCGUGCCCACCGGCAGUUAGGAAGCUGCCGAUGAUCUGCGCUGCUGGGGUCCUGCCAGUAGUCCAUGCAUGGUGGGGUCAGUCAUCUACAAGUACCCCUGCCCCUGAAGAAGGGACCACUGCAGAGGUGACAGACCCCGUACAGCAGGCCAUUGUCCAGGCAGAUGAGCUGUACAGCUUAGGGGACACCGUGGAGCUGUACCAGUUCCUAAUACAGCACAAAGACUCUGAUGAUGCUGGCAUACUGUGGAGGCUGGCACGGGCUACCAGAGACUAUGCACACCUAUCAACAUGCAAGCCAGAGGACAGAAAAACUCUGACAUAUCAAGCAUUGCAGUUUGCUGAGCAAGCUCUUCACAUCAAUCCGAAAGAUUUUGCUUGUCAUAAGUGGUAUGCUAUCUGCAUAAGUGAUGUUGGAGACUAUGAGGGAACAAAAGCAAAAAUUGCAAAUGCAUACGUCAUCAGGGAUCACUUCAAGGAAGCCAUUGCACUGAACCCUGAGGAUGCCACAUCCGUCCACCUGUUAGGUCUGUGGUGCUUCACAAUGGCAGAAAUGCCUUGGUAUCAGGCAAAGAUAGCUUCAGUGAUCUUUGCAACGCCACCGACAUCCACCUACGAUGAGGCACUGGGAUAUUUUCUUCAAGCUGAAAGUGUUGAUCCCGGUUUCUACAGCAUGAACCUGUUGAUGCUUGGGAAGACUUACAUGCGUUUGGGGAACACCUCGGCUGCCAUGCUGUGGCUAGAAAAGGUUCAAACCUGCCCCUCAAAGUGCGAAGAGGAUACUCAGGCCAAGCUGGAAGCAGAACAGCUACUGAAGACCUUGGGUGCAGCAAGCUAAUGACCCACAGAUCUGCCCAGCUUACUAAUAAUGCUAGUACAUGAUGAAUGUAUUGGCAAGUUUUAGUUAGCAGUGGUGCUGCUACACUGAAGAGUGAAAGCCAUCUUGCCAUCCUAGAUGUUCUUCUGAGCUUCCUGAUCUUAACACAGACAUGUGCAAGUUUCAACAAGAGUAGCCAAGUUUCUGGACCAUGUUGUAUCCUGCAGAUGAAUUCCCACAUUCAUCUUGUUUUCCCGCUCUCCCUAUAGUAUUUAUUUAUCCAUGUAGUGAGUACAUAUCUGUCAUGACUAGGAAAAGAACACCCUUUACAAGGACUGUUACUACUAACUUCAAAUAUUAUUCCUGACUGAGCUUUCACUGAUGAAGUCUCUGAGCCAGUCUAGAGUUGUGAGAUGUGUAACAACCUGAAUACAGUUGCAAUCCUGCUUUCUUCA